AUGUCAAUGGGCAUAUUCCGUUUGGCAUGCGAGCACGUGCUUCGUACAAUGCGCCGCGGCCGGGAGACGUUGUUGACGUUGCUCGAGGCGUUCGUCUACGACCCGCUGGUGGAGUGGGGCGGCGUGAAGAAACGCCGCGGGAUGAGACCCGUGCGCGCAGCGCGUGCCAUGCUCGCCGUGCGAGUACGCGAGCUUGAGCACUCCCUCGACGAGAUUACAGAACAAUUUAUGACUAUACUCCCUGAAGUGCAACAAGCCGCCGAGAAAUGGGUUAAAGAAAAUGACGAGUUGAAAUCAAUAGAAACAAAGUUACAGGAUUGUCAUCAACAGAUGGCUUUGAUUAAGGAAAUAGAAGCUUAUGGUCCUAAUCUCAGUAGUCACCCUCUAUACUCGAUCUCACAGAAAUAUACAUCGUACAAACAAGCGAAAAAUGCCGUUGAAGAUUCUAUGAAGGCACUUAUAAAGAUAUUAAAUGACUUUGAUACGCAAAUUGAAAACUUCGCAGCAACAAAUGAAGUAUUGAACGGGCCCCAGUUGAUGGCCUGGGUACAGGAAUUCUCUGAAACAAGUGAAGACGAUGAAAAUUCUAUUUUUGAACACAUAAAAGAAUUCAUGACAAACGCUGGACAAAGUUCUAUGAUAUCGCAAUGCGAACAAGCAGAGACGGAGCUAAAUCAGAGCAUGCAACAAACAAAUGUAUUAGUACGAUCUUGUUUAGAACUGUUAUCGCAAUAUGUAGCUGUCUCGCAAUACUAUCCGCAGAGUCAGACUGAAUAUCACCGAAUUGUAAUGUUCCGCAAGUAUCUGGCUGCAGCAUUAGAGAGCAAAUUACCGGAGGUGUGCCGUGACGUUUCCAAUCAAGUGACAGCUUUGGUCAAUGCGGAUUCCAAUACCGGUGAUACGCAACAAAUUAUAGCAUACAAUUAUCGCUUACAGCAGAUAAAUGCUGACGCAAACGCAAACCUAAAUAAGUGUUUGGAAAGGUUGCAAUUAGAAGGCGGACCCGAUGCCAUUGUAUCAGCACAAGAAGCAUACAAGGAAGCGAAAACUAACAUAAGCAAUUGGGUGAGAUCAGAAGAAGGAGCCGCAGCUGCACUCGAGAGCGUAGUCGUUGGUAUGCUUUGUAAUUUGAAUAGAAGAUUUUUGAUGCUGGAAAAUGGAGCUCAGAGUGCAGGUGAUUGUCUCGUUGACUUAACAUCAAGGGAGGGAGAAUGGUUCCUUGAUGAUAUGAAUGCCCUUUCGAUGCAAGCAGUUGAAUUACUUUCCUUGUUACCACUACAAUCUGCGUCGGUAGAAGAUGCUGCUAUGUCGGUGGCUGUAGAAUGCGUGCGGAAUGCCAACCUUUUGUUAGCUGAUUUAGUACAGCUUAAUGACAAUUACAGCACUAUAAUCUUACCUGAAGCUUUAAAGAAGGUACAUUCCGAAGACCCUUCAGUACUUAUAAUGAUUUCUGAACUGAAUGCUGUCAUUAUGAACUCUCCUGUGCCACUGAAUGAUCUUCUUGCUCAACUGGAAAUGCAUUUCAGAUAUCUUGUAAUGGACAUGGAGUCACCAGCAAGUGGUGCCCAAAUUUUAGCUGCUGAGCUUCGAGCACGUUAUGAAGCUCUGCUCUCAGCGUCAUCUUCAGACUCAGAUAAUCAGUCGGCAGGACGUAUGCUGCUAAUGGGUUUUAAUGGGUUAUUCGCCGCUGUGGAGUUAAGGGCUAGGGAGUUAGCUGAUCAUUUAGCUGCACCUAUACCGCCUGCUUGGAGAAAGAUUGAUCAUAUUAAUGACGCAAUGCACAUGUCGGCGGCGAUGCAGAGCGGGCCGCUGCGCUCGGUGCUUGAGGACAUAUUCGUAGUGCGGCGCGUGCAGACGGUGGGCGAGGCGCUGGGCGCGUGCGCGCAGCUGGCCGCCGCCUUCCGCGGCGCGGCGCCGCCGCUGCUCUGCGACGACACGCAGCUGUGCCGGCCCGUGCGCAGAUUCACCGCGGAGUAUGUAUCACGUUGCGUACUGGGCGUGCAUUCGAAAGCACUGGCUUCCGUCUUGUGUCUACUUUUAAGACGAGCACGGUUGGAUUUAAAUUCUGAAGUUGAACAGAAAGAGAUAGGCGCGUCGUGGAGCGUGUCGCUAGAGUCGCUGUGCGAGAAGGCGGGCGGCGGCGGGAGUGUGGUUGGGGCUCGUGCGACGGAGCGCGCCUCGCAGCUGGCGGGCGCGCUGCAGGCGGCCAGCGCGCGGCUGCAGCGCGCCGCCGCGGGCCAGCGCCGCGUGGCGAGAGCGCGGGCCGCCGCGCGUUCCGCCCGACUGCGCGCCGCCGCGCACGCGCAGCUGCACCGCCAGGUGGUGAACAACAGCCAGGAGCCGAGCCCCAUGCUGGCGCGGCGCGCGCGCGAGCUGGGCGCGGCGGGCGAGCGGCUAGCGGCCGCCUGCAGCCGCGCGCAGGCGCUGCUCACCUCCGCGCACCAGAGGGUGAAAUGGGGAGCGGGUGCGAACCCGGCUCUGCGCUCGGUUGUCCGCGAGCUGGAGGCGGGUUGGGCCAGCAAGCAGGCGCGCGCCAGUCGGCUGGCGGCGGCCGGCGGUGCACUCGCCGGGCACGCGCGCUGCGCCGCUGCGCUCGCCGCACCCGCCGCCGCCUCGCCGCGCGCCGCGCGCACCCUGCGCACCGCGCUCGCGCACUGGGAAAAGGCAUGUACGUUGGCUCAAAAGUAUUCAUUACAAGUAUCGCCUGUUGAAGAGUCAUUAAUGGAGAUGUUACAUCCUGAAGGAAAUAUCGAUACACACUGGGUGGAAACUGUGUCACUGCUGGUACGUGAAUUAGCUAGCGGGUUGAGUGUUGCUGCAACUGAAGCGCGGGAACGCUGCGAUUCCGCAGCGAGUGCGCUUCGUACAGCAGCCGCUCUACUCGAGCCACCAACUGCAGCUCGUGCGCAACUCGAACAAGAGCUUCGCGCGCCAUUACAGGCUGUACAACCUAUACAAGGCAUCACUGAAGAUCCCGCACACGAGAUUUGGACAAGAUGGCGUUCGGCCGGAGAUCUGUUGGCGAAGAUAAUAUCCGAACCGGAAGCUGGGGUAGUGGCCGCCGCCACGACACUUAUACAAGAGUUGCCUGCAUUGCGUGACGCACUCAAAGAACUUCCCAACACGUGGACUGAACAAAGCGGACGCAAGCUGACAAGACAAGUGGCCAUCACAACACCUAAAUCCGCUACGAACUCAAAGCAUGGCGCGGGCAGCGAGCAGCGCAACGCAAUGGGCGCGGGCGUGUGGAAGCGCGUGCGGCUCAAGCUGGAGGGGCGGGACGCGCCGCGCCGCGCGCUCGCGCCGCACGACCAGGUGGAGUAUAUAAUAACGGAAGCGACAAGCGCAGAGAACCUGUGCAUGAUGUACGAAGGCUGGAUGGCGUGGGUGUGA
This is a messenger RNA of Parnassius apollo (apollo), 3393 nucleotides long. The record is from the annotation of a GenBank genome assembly. NCBI's taxonomy places the organism in Eukaryota, Metazoa, Arthropoda, Insecta, Lepidoptera, Papilionidae.